GCUAGCUUGACAUUGGUGUGGAAAAGAUGGCUGCUUCGGCGGCAAUAGCGAGUUCUUCCCCCGGUUUGUGUCCAAAUUACGCCGUGAUUUGCUCUUUCCUGGAGCGGUACGGAGCCUUGCUGGACUUACCGGAGCUUACAUUUCCCCAGCUGGAGAGAUACCUGCAGGACACAUCCUCAGUCCCAAAGCUGCUGGCUGACCUUCAUGUCAAGCUGCUGAGGAAGAUUGGCAAGUCCGUGUCUGCAGACCGAUGGGAGAAGCACCUAGUCAAGAUUUGUCAGGAGGUCAACGCGGCCUGGGCAUGGGAACUCGAGCAGAAAGGAUACAAGGAGCUGCCGGUGGAGGGCAAGACAGCCAUUCUGAAACAUCUGUGCGAGUGUCAGUUUGACGAAAACAUAAAGUUUAAAACCGCCGUCAACGAUGAAGACCCCGAUAAGAUGCGCCUGCAGCCGAUCGGUCGGGACAAAGACGGACAGAUGUACUGGUUCCAGCUGGACCAGGAUGAUAACGUCCGCGUCUACGUGGAGGAGCAGGACGACUUGGACGGGUCAUCGUGGAAAUGCAUCGUCAGAACUAGAAAUGAUUUGGCCGAGGUCGUCGCCCUGCUGAAGACACAAAUUGACCCGGCGCUGCUGAAGAGAGACGAGGAGCUGAAAAACAAAACUGACCAGGAGGACAAAGAAAAGGGUGACAUUAAAAAAGAGGAUGCAUCAGAUGAAGACGGCAAAGACACAGACAAGACUGUUUGUUCUGAAAAACACGAAGAGACACAGAAAGAUGAACUGAAGUCUGAAGUUUCAGAGGAGAAAUCAUCGCUGAACGGCAUCGUUGAAGGCAAGCCGCAGGCAGAACUGGAGGCAGAAAAUGUCGUCACCAAAGCUGAGAGCAUCAAAGAAGAGCCGAUGGAGCUGGCCAGCGUUAAACCAAACCCCACCGAGCCGAUUCCGCUUUGUGAGACGUCUUCUGCACCAACGAAAGAAGAGGCUAAGAAGAAAAGCUCAGAGGAGAUCCAUCAUUCCAUGAAAAAUGAGCAUCAGGCAAAAAUCCCCUUGAAAAAACGAGGGAUGAAGUUUAGUGAGGACUUUGACAAAAACGGGACCAUAGCAGCACAAAAUCCUGCAAUCACUAACCUGAAGGAGGCUCGCGUGGCCGAAUCAGCGUUUGAGCCACCACCGAAAAUUCCGAGAGUCAACGAUCAAGUUAACGGCGAAAUCCCGCCCUCGUCUGAGAAAGAGCAGACGAGUAAAUCCAGAGAAAACGUCGUUCCAGCUGCAGGAGAGGAUGGAUCACGAGUCAAAACGAGUGAAACGUGUAGCACAGAAACUCUAAAGGAAGCCAAGUCACAGCAAAGCAACGCUAAACGAUUAGACGAUGAGCAAGAGCUGAAAAAUGGAGUAGAGAAAUCAUCCAGUCAUGAAAAACUAGAACAUAGAAUUACAGAAUCCGGGUCGUCGGGUAAGACAGACUCAGACCGUUUAGAUUUAAAUCAAGGAGCUAAAUCUAAAGAAGCUGAUUCAGAAUCAACGUCGACAAAAAUGUCCAACGGUAACAAAUCAGAGUCUUCGGCAUCAAAGGAGGAACCAGAAUCCACCAAAACCGAUGCAGAGACAUCUGUUGACUCUAAAGCCAGCGUAUCAGUCAUCAAAACAUCAAUCAGUGACAAAUCAGAAGAAACAAAGAGCCUUAAGGAGGUUGUUGCUAAAGACGACCAAUCAGAAUCACCUAAACCUGAAGAGCAGAGAGACAAAACCAGGAAGGAGAGUUUGAGUAAAGCAGGUAAGAAGGAGGCAGAAAAUCCUGACAGAGUGACGAAAGUCAGCUGUGAGGAUCACACGAUGCGGGAUGUUACCCCGGCGAACGACUCCACGUCCAGGCCGACUGUGGAGCCGACCCUGGGAGAAGACAAUCUCACAAAACCACAAGAGGGUCAUAAAACCGAUACGAAUGUUGAUGAACGCAAGACGCCGGACAUCGUUUGUGAAGGGAAGAAUAAACCGCCUAGUCCCGUAGAGAAGACCUGUAAAGAAACUGAGGAGAAAUCUCAGGAACUCAAGAAAGAGGAGGAGAAAAAAUCCGACUCGAAGGAACCCAGAGCAGACGGCGUGAAGGAUACUGAAAAACUUCCAAACGACAAGGAAAAGGAAGAUUCUUCAUCUGAAGGGGUGUCAAAAAGUAAAAAAGAGACUAAAAAGUCCCAAAAACAAAAGCAAACAUCAGUGGACGAAGACGGAUCUGAACUCCAGAAAUCAAGCAAAGAACCUGAAGUAGAAUCCUCGAAAACCGAGAAACAAACGAGCGAAGGAUUCGCCUCAGACGAGCAGAGCAAAAACAAAAGUAAAGAGGUGGAGAACGGCGGUGAGGCUCCAGCAACAGAGGACGCUCGCCAGAGAAGCAAACGUCCAGCACAUCGACGAAGAGCCGAGCUUCAGAGAGAGGAACGCCACGGAGGAGACUCUGAGUCGGACACAAACACCAGGAUGUGUCUCCGGAGAUCGCCAAGGAUUUCCAAACCGACGCAAAAGGCCGUGGAAAUCCAAGACAAGAAGACGGAGAAGCCUCCGACUGCUUCGCCACCACAGAAAGAUGAGGAAGAAGAGGAGGAAAAUGAAGAAGAAACUCAAUUGAAGGCUGUUCAAAAGAAACCCAAAGAGAAAAGAGUGAAUCAGGAGAGCCAUCCCAAAGUCAAGGGGAGAAAGAGGAGAAGAACUCGCUGGUCCAACACGCGGGCGCGCCGGAAAAAGAAAAAUUCAGAUGAUGAGAGCGAGAACAGUGAUGAGGAGUCCAGCGAAGAGGAGGAGAGCGAGGAGGAGGAGGACGACAGCGACGAGGACUACAAGGUGGAGCGAAACAGGAAGAGGAGAAACCGGAACAGAGAGAGACGAAGCUCGGACUCUUCCACGUCCUCCGACGACGACCUACCUCCUAAUGACGACCCCUGCAAACACUGUGGUCUUCCGAAUCAUCCUGAGCUGAUCUUGCUCUGCGACUCGUGUGACAACGGCUACCACACAGCCUGUCUCAGACCUCCUCUCAUGAUCAUCCCCGAUGGAGAGUGGUUCUGUCCACCCUGUCAGCACAAGCAGCUCUGUGACAAACUGGAGGAGCAGCUCCAAAACCUCGACGCCGCCUUGAAAAAGAAGGAACGGGCUGAGAGGAGGAAAGAACGUCUAAUUUAUGUAGGCAUCAGCCUGGAGAACAUCAUCGAGCCUUCUGUGGAGGUGGAGGAAGAGAAGCCUGACAUCAUCAUUAAAGAGAAGAAAGAAGCAAAGAGGAGUAAGAGCUGGGGUCGAAGGUCAACGAGGGCAAAGAAAACCAUCAGCUACAGAUUUGAUGAAUUUGACGAGGCCAUCGAGGAGGCCAUAGAGGAAGACAUCAAAGAAGCAGAAGGUGGAGGAGCUGGUCGGGGUAAAGACAUGGCCAACAUCACGGGUCACAGAGGAAAAGACAUUUCCACCAUCCUCCAGGCAGAGGAGGGUAAAGAGAACGGCCGACCGCCGCGACCCAAUGCCAGUCAGCGCAAGAAGAAACGCCGGCGGCUCAACGACCUGGACAGCGACAGCACGGUGGACGAUGAGGAGAGCGAGGAGGAGUUUUGCCUCAGUGAGAGCUCCGAGGAAGAGUUCGUCGCGUCGGAUAACGACUCGGAACCGGAAACAGACCAGGACUCGAAGGACAGCGAGUUUGGCAGCAACAGAAGUGGCAGACACCACUCUUCCUCGCGGAGCAGAAGACCACAGAAACGAAGACAAAGCUCUAGAAAGAGGCGGAGACCAAAAUGGUUCUCUGACGAUGAAGAGGAGACGGAUGAUGAAGUGGAGGAAGAUGAGAUCGUGACUGAAGGCUCCAGUGAUUUCAGCGACAGCGAUCUGGAUAUGAGUCGACGGAGGUCUCGGCGGAGCCACAAGAAAGAGGUGAACUACUGUGAGACGUCUGAGUCUGAAGGAUCUCAGGCAGAAACCAACCGGGCCAAGAUGAAACCCAGGCGGCGCCGGGACAGCUCCGACAGCGACGCAAGUUUCUCUAAAGACUCUGAAGAGGAUUUGAGAGGUAAGAGGGAGAAAAGAAGAGCUGACUCCUCAGAGGAAGAUUUCCGGCAGCGGCGCAGGCGUCUAGCACUAAAACGCAGGCGAGCGUCCGAAGACGAUGACUCGGACGACAGCUCAGACGAAUCUUCGGAGGAGGACCGGCCCGUCCGUAAACGAGUGAACCGCAUUGACUCAGACGACGACGACGAUGAGCAGGAUGAAGAGAAACCGAAGAAAUUGGUGGAGGAGGAUUCAAAGGGAACAAACCAGUGGGACAGCGGUACGGCUGAGCUGCAAUCCACCAAUGGACAGAACGCGGCGAAGAGCCACGAGGGCUUUGCCAAUCGCCCCGCCCCCGCUGCGCCGGGCCUCGUCUCACAUCUAGAGCCGCCCAAAAGCAUCGGUUCCACACCAGCUGCUGCCACGGCGCCCAACGGUCUGGUCGGCCAGGAAAUCGCUGCGCAGGACGACGAGGAAGACGACCUGUUGGGAGUCACAGACCUCGUGGACUACGUCUGCAAUAACGAACAAUUGUAAAAACACAAGCUGUGUACUGUUUCCUUUUUAUGUGGUAUUGUAUUUUUAUAUUGCUUAACUUUAUUAUUCCCUCCCCGCCAACACUUGCGUUUUGUUCCUGGAGCUCGAAUCUUGAUGGUCUCUCCCAACAGCAUGAACUGGAUCACCAGUGCAACGCUGUUCCCGUGAGACUGUGCAGCCAGUAAAGGGCACCGACAUAUCAUUUCCUGUUCGUACCUCUCAUCUUCCAGCUCCACUGCCAAACCUUUCUUUUCAACGUCACCCCCAAAUCUAAAGUGUAAGUGUCUAAGUGAUGUACCCAUCUGUUUGUGGAAAUAAGGACGUUUUGUCUGGGGUUGGGUCUUUCAACAGCAUUCCGGAACCGAGUUGAAGUUGUCUCACCUAUGGGAGAAGAUGACGAUGGAGGACAUUUGCUUCUCUCACAUCUUUACUCUGAAUAGGGAGUUUAUUAGCAUAAAUUGGCGACUAUUAUAUAUUUAUUCACACAGAUUGGCACCUUUUAAAGAGAUUUUUAAAGUGAUUACUUCCCUUUUUCUUUUGAGCUGCAGCUUUUGUGACACCCAGUAAUUUAAAGCAAACUUCCAAAUAUUUGGUUGAGAAAAGCAAUAUCUGUCCUGGUCGCAUAAAUUUGGCUGCUCUUAAUUACAUUUAUAGAGUUUAGAUGUUAAAAACAACGUUUUAUUCAUACUCGACUCGCUAGCCUUCUCAUGUGCCAGCUAGCAUUCUACAGGAUCCCGUUCACCGUUCAGAUGUGGGAGUUUUACUUUAAGCUUUCCUGUUUUCUUUCACCAGCGGAGCAUUUUUAAACGAUACAGUGUGUAUUUGAUAAGCUAACCCUCAACGAGUCCCAGCUGGGGUCUUACUGGUCACUCUGGUGUUUUCAGUGGAAAUCCGACUCGUUUCCACCGUUUAUAUUCCAUCCGUUUGCUGUUUAAGGUGUGAAUGUAUAGAAGCGACCAACCUUUUGUUUUUCACUACCCCACCAUAAACGUUUGUAUUUGAACGAUCGAGCUUUUAUGUAUAUGUAUAAUAUAAACUCGUGUAAUUAUCUGGACUACGCGCUCUGCCAUCAGCACCAGCGUGAACUUUUAUUUUUGGGAAACUAAAUCAAAAAGACAGGACUGUUACUGUCCUUCAUUCUCCGAUCUAGUUUUGUGUCAUUUGUUGCUCUGGUUUUGUUCUGAUGAUGUUUUUUUUUUUUUUUUUUUUUUUUUUGUAUAUCUAAACCUUUAGUCUCUUGGAGCUAAAAUGUAAAGGGUCAGAAACCUGCAGACCCCUGGCCUUCACUCCAAUAACACUUCGUUCCAAAACGAACCUUUUCUUUUUCUCAUUUGCGUCUUGUGCUUUCAUAAUGUUGGACUCCCAUCAGGAUUAUGAAAAUGAAAGUGUAAUAAAGAGUUUAGCAGCUGUUUUUAGGAGGGGAAUAAACAAACAUUUAAAGCAAAACCAAUGACUUAACUGACCUCUGCUGGAUCCAGGCUGUGUGUAUAUCUGUAGUUUUUGCUGUAAUAUAUUUAGAGGCGUUUUGUAAUCAUGGAAAAAUAUAUCGGGCAAUUCUUUGGGAUUGCAUGAGUUUCUUAUAGUUUUCUUUUGUAGGAAAGUUACAUCGGCACAACAGUUUUUAUAACAUAACUGGUGGCAUGUUUUCAACUAUGUCGUUUCUCUUCUGACCUGUUGCUGCAGAGGGGUUGGGACGCCUCAGAGUUUCUCAUCAUUCAGCAGUAAAACUGCAUCGGUAAGCAUGUGCUGACCAGGUGGUGGCGUGUUUCAGGAACUGACCACCAUGUCUGGUUUAGAAGGAAACAACAUGCCUGUUUGUAAAAUGUUUUGUAAAUUACUCUCAGCAUGUUGUUCAUAGAGAUAGUCCACCCUCGCACAGUUUUGAUACCUGCCUAAACUGACAUUUCACAAGCUGCCCGCAACCCGAUAACAUUUAGCUUUUAGGCGAACAAAAUAAUAUGGAAAACCCAAAUUUAAUGUAAAGCGGUGUGUUGGCUGAGUCAGAGGGGAGACGGGAAUGUAUUGGUUAUAAAAUAACCAAGAGGGAAACCUUCGUGGAAACGGGAAUGGAGCAGAGUAACGCCUCUCGUGUAUUUAAUGAUUGUGCCAAUGACUGAAGUGUUAACAGUUUCUUAUUUACCUCAUGAUGAGUCUGGACAGAGGAAAACCCUUACCGCUGUGUCUAGAUCUUAGUAGACUGUGUUUAGUCUUUGUACCUUUUAUUUACUGUUAUUUCUUAUGGAUCAGAUCUUGUACAUUUGUUAUAAUAAAUUGGGUUUGAAGCCUUU
Nothobranchius furzeri (turquoise killifish) is the source of this 6850-nucleotide messenger RNA. RefSeq names its product remodeling and spacing factor 1b, tandem duplicate 1 (gene rsf1b.1). Gene Ontology annotation, molecular function: histone binding. Gene Ontology annotation, biological process: negative regulation of DNA-templated transcription. The record is from RefSeq and is a predicted model, not a curated record. Lineage: Eukaryota; Metazoa; Chordata; Actinopteri; Cyprinodontiformes; Nothobranchiidae. Gene Ontology annotation, cellular component: RSF complex; chromatin.